AUGAUCAUUGGCAAUCGUCGUUUGAAAUACAAGACAGGUGGUAAUCUCAAAAUGUUCUUACUCGCAGUGAUCGAUAAACUCUUGAAUCUCUUCACACUUGGUUUUUGGACCAUUUGUGGAAAAUCACAUGAAUUCUUUUACUCGCAAAUCGAUGCAAGAAUUUAUUGGGGCAAACCCAUUCAAAUUUCCAAAAAGAGAAAGAACUUGGGAGGUGAUUUGCAAGAUGCUCCACUCCUAUGGGAACACGAAUGUGAGAGAAAUGGCCAUCCCGGUUUGGGCACUAUUAAGAUUUAUAGUGUGUAUUUGGGUUUUGUCAAUGAGUUGAUUUACUUUGUGUUGAAUUGGUGUAAUAAGGCAUGCUUGGGUUUGUUACAACCUCAAAUUGAUGCCUUUUAUUACCCCAAAUACUUUUCCAAGAUUGAAUUGGGUCCUGGAAGAUUCUGUGUGGUCCAUCCUCAAAUGAUUUCACGGGAAAAGAUUUUUAAAACAUCAUGUCAGAAGAUUUAUCUUGUGUUAUGUGGAGGAUUGUUUGAGCUCAGAAAUUCGUAA
Naegleria fowleri is the source of this 549-nucleotide messenger RNA. RefSeq lists its product as uncharacterized. The transcript has a single exon. The record is from RefSeq and is a predicted model, not a curated record. NCBI's taxonomy places the organism in Eukaryota, Heterolobosea, Eutetramitea, Acrasida, Naegleriidae. The coding region runs from base 1 to 549 and encodes 182 amino acids.